CAGAAAUCGAUUUUCAAACUAAAAUUUCUAAUACAACAAAAUGGUGGUCCUACUAUCCGCUUGUUAAUUUGGUUUAAAUACGGUCAUUGUGACAUAAGGGACCUUGUUAGUUAUUGUUAUGUUAGAAUCGUGAUAUAAUGAUGGAGUUUGACGAUAUUGUGGUGAAGGAGAAUCCCGGCCUUUGCCGGUGCUGUCUUUCUGAAGGGUGCUACAAAGAUUUAGGUUCUGAGUACACUUGGAUGAAUGAAAAUGAAGUUUACGCGGAUAUGCUGUUGGAAUGCUUUGAUAUUAGUAUAUCACAAAUAAAUGAGGGACCGAACGGUCCGAAUAGACUGAUCUGCGAGGUUUGCAUCACAAGACUCCGAGAUGCAUGUAACUUCAAGAAACAAGUGUUUGAAUGCGAAAAAAAAUUCAUUGACAUGGUUGCAAGAGGAGAAUUUAGGAAAGUAUUAAUUUACCAAGCACACAUGAAAUCUGAAGAAGUUGGCCCCGAAGACGAAAUACCAGCUGAUGAAUCUGAGUAUCUAGAAGAGGAUCCCGACUUCGGAGACGACGAGCCAUUGAAACGAGAGGAGCCUCAACCAACGGUAUCUGCUGAGCCCUUACAGAUCAAAGGGAAACGUGGCCGACCAAAGAAACAACCAGAUGCCAAGCCUGAGAAAAAGAAAUCAAAUACGGACGACAAGAAAACUAAACCUGUAGCAAAAGAUGUUAAAACGAGAAAAUACAAGGGGUGCGAAUCGUCAUCGAUGCGCCGAAGGAGAAACUUUGAGAUCUUGUUCAACAACACGACCAUAAUACCGUUCAAAUGGCGUGGCAAGUAUCUGUGCUUCUAUUGCAGCAAAGACAUCGCCGAGUACAAUGAAUUGAGGAAGCACACGAAGUCCCACGGCGAUUGCUCGAUUAAGGACCAUUCGCUGAAAGUCCUCAAAGGAGGUCACAAUAUGGAAAUCAAGAUCGAUGUCUCUGACGUCGCCUGUGAGAUCUGCGGGGAGCCGUUUCCAUCGCUCGAGGAAAUCAUCAAUCAUCUAUACGUUAAACACAAACUGGAAUAUGAUAGGGGCGUGGAAAUGUCCAUAGAGGAGUACAGGCUGGUCGAUAUGGGCUGUUUGGUGUGCGGCGAAAAGUUUGCGUUUUUCGGUUAUCUAGUCUCGCACGUGAACAAUAUUCACCCGAAGAACUGCUUGCUCUGCGACAAGUGCAACCAGAAAUUCAACAAAAAGAGAGAUCUAUUUUCCCACAUGAAGAAUUACCAUCGCGAAGGUGGAUACCAGUGCGAAGUGUGCCCGCAGAGUUUUAGCUCGCUAAACAUCCUACGUAAGCACAAAAUAAAUCGCCACUUGACCCGCUGCAGCGUAUGCCACUUGAAGCUUCCAUCGGCGUCUCUGAAGCAGAAGCACAUGGACUUGGAACAUCCGGACGAUGGAUCGCUGCAGUGCGACAACUGCGAUAAACAGUUCCACACGAAACAAGGACUCCGGAUGCACUCGAGGAAGUGUAAAGGACUCGAGGAAUUCCUCGAAAUCGCCUACAAAAAAGAGGACGCCGCCGCCAUGGAUCUGGACCAGAAUUACGAAGAACGAUCGAAGCGGCCCAGCGUUAAGCAGAUUAGGGAAAACAUAGUCAUAGUCAUUAACAUGUCAACGGCGAUACCUUUCAAUUUCUACAAGAAUAAAUUUAACUGUUUUUAUUGCUCCAAAGACUUCGCGGAUUCGGACGCGAUGCGGGAACAUACUGUAGUCGAACACCCGGUUUGCGACGUUAAAGAGAAAUGCAUCAGAAAAUGUAGAGAAUCGGUGGCCUGCGUUAAAAUCGACAUUUCUACAUUGGCCUGUAAAAUCUGCUUCGAAUCGAUGAUCAACUUGGACAGCCUUAUCGAUCAUUUGAUAGUUAAACAUGAAGCGAACUAUGAUAAGUCGAUCACGACUUGCCUACAGCCGUACAGGCUGGUCAAAGACCACAUGGCCUGCCCGAACUGUCCCGGCGAAGUGUUCCGCUUCUUCGGCACGCUACUAAAGCACAUGAACAAGAAGCACACGAACAACAACAUUAUAUGCGUGUAUUGCGGCGAGACGUUUCGGCGCGACCAGAACCUUCGCGUUCACGUUUGGCGGCACCACAGAGACGGUCGCUUCAAGUGCAACAUUUGCGGGGCGGAGUGCAAUAUCCCGUCGAGGCUGUACAUGCACAUGGCGAAGGCGCACGGCGUCCGGGCUUCGAAGUGCCCCAAGUGCCCGGAAAGCUUUGCGACCCAGUACCUACGCCAGAAGCAUCUGAUCGACGCCCACGAUUCGGGCCACAAGUGCACGUACUGCGGGAAGCUGUUCACGAGGAACUCUUUCAUGCGGGAUCACGUCCGUAGGACGCACCUCAAAGAGAAAAACGUCGAGUGCUCGAUUUGUAACAUGAAGUUCUUUAACAACAUCCUCUUGAGGCGGCACAUGGUCAAGCACAGUGGCGAGAAGAACUUCCACUGCGAGAUCUGCGGGGAAAGGUUCUUUUGGCGCAAAAGUCUUCGAACGCACAUGGCCAGACACAGCAGACACCUCAAUCCAGCACAAGUUUGUACGCGGGGAAAGAUGUACAGUGCUAAUUACAACAGGAGAAAGAAUCUAAUCAUUUUGUUCAACAACACAACAUUGAUUCCGUUCAAAUGGCGCAUGAAAUACAUGUGCUUUUAUUGCGGCCGAUCUUUAGAUGAUUAUAGCGAACUGAGAGAACAUACGAUUGAUCACGGUAUCUGUACGGAAAACGAUCGUGCCAUAAGACUAGUCAAGGCGCCGGAUAGUGAAGUUAAAAUUGAUGUUUCAGAUGUAACAUGUAGAUUAUGCGAUAAGAUGUUGUCGAAUAUGGACGAUAUUAUAGAUCAUUUGGUGUCUAAUCACAGGAAAAGCUACGACAGGGAGGUGCAAUUGGCCAUUGCUCCCUACAGCUUGAGAGACUUGAAAUGUUUAUCUUGUAGCGAGAAUUUCAGGCAUUUUCGGGCUCUAGUCGUUCACGUUAAUCGCGCACACCCUAAUAAUUGUUUCGUUUGUCGCGAUUGUGAACUAAAAUUCAACAAAAAGAGGGAUUUGGAUCGCCACUAUAGGGUGCAUCACAGGAAAAGGUUUAAAUGCUCCAAAUGUUUGGACGACUUCAGCACUUACGCGGAUUAUCAGCGCCACCGUAGUAACGCUCAUAUAUCGACUUGUAACAUAUGUUUUAAAGCUUUCUCCACGAGCACCAAAAGAUUGGUGCACAUGAAAAUGGAUCACGAUCUAGACUUAGCCGAAUGCGGGUUUUGUAAGAAAAUUAUGACGACUAGGCAAGGUUUUCUUAGACACGCGACGCAGUGUACAGCGAAAUACGAGUUAAAGUCGCCUCAGGUGGUUGUGGUGGACGACGACAAAAAGCCGUCGAUCAAAGAAAUACGCAAGGAGAUUGCCAACAUAUUUAAUAUGUCGACAGCUAUGCCUUUCAAGUUUUUCAUGACAAAAUUUCGAUGUUUCUAUUGUUCGGAGGACUUUCAGAAAUGUGACUUGCUAAAGAAACAUACCCUCGCCGAGCAUCCGUACUGUGACGUGUCUAUAAAAUCGAUGAGACUACGCCACAGAUAUGAGGGCUUACAGAUUAAGGUGGACACUUCGGCUCUGGCUUGCAAACUUUGCUUUGAGCCCGUAGACAGUAUGAGCUCUUUAUUCGAUCAUUUGAAAUCGGAGCACAAGAGUUCGUGUGACGAAUCCGUGGCCGCUCACAUUCAGGGCUUCAAAUUGAUGGAAGACAACUACGUUUGUCCGUAUUGUGAUGAAGUCUUCAGGUAUUUCAGUGUGCUCUUGAAGCACGUCAGCGUCCGUCACACUGACAACAAAUACAUAUGUGUUUACUGCGGGAAGUCGUUUAGAACGAAUCCGAAUUUGAGAUCACACGUGAUCGGUCGCCAUGACAACCCGAGCCGUGAGAAGUGUGAGAAGUGCGGGCUAGUGUUGAAGAGCAAAAACACCCUCAGACUUCACACGAGAAAAGUGCACUGUAACAAGCGGGUGGAGUGUACGGAAUGCCAGGAGACGUUCAUCACGAAUUAUUCAAUGUACGUACACAAGCGCGACGUGCACGGUAUCGGUCAUAAAUGUGAUUAUUGCUUAAAAAUUUUCGCUAAGAAUUCGGCCAUGGUGAAUCAUAUGCGACGGGCGCAUCUAAAGGAGAAGAACGUGCAGUGCUCGGUGUGUUUCGAGAGUUUCUUUGACGUGCAACGUCUUAAAACGCACAUGGUCAAGCAUGCUGGCAAGCGUAACUACCAGUGCGACGUUUGCGAUAAAAACUCGCCGUUCGAGCCGAGUACCGAACCGCCCGCGCCAGGCGUUUUCCUGGGCUGUACCUCUGAGCGACGACGGAAAAACUUGAAAAUAAUCUUCAAUUGCACAACGAUAAUUCCGUUUAAAUGGCGCGGAAGGUAUUUGUGCUUUUACUGUGGCAAGCCUUACGCUGAAUACGCUGAAUUAAAGAGUCAUACUCAGUCGCACGCCCCUUGUACCACGAAGGAUUACGCUCUGAGAAUCAUAAGAGGCAGUCACGUCGAGAUCAAGAUAGACGUUUCAGAGAUUGUGUGCAAAAUUUGCUACGAACCUUUUGAUAGUUUCGAGGAAAUCGUGAAUCAUUUAAUCGGUAAACAUAAAUUAAGUUACGAAAAGCAAAUUGGCACUCCAUACCAAGAGUACAGAUUGAGUGAUUGCGGCUGUACCCGCUGUGGGGAGCGAUUUGCUUAUUUUACUAAUCUGGUCAAACACGUGAACACCGCACAUCCACAGAACCGCUUCAUAUGCGAUAAAUGCGAAAUGCCCUUCAACAAGAAACGCGAUUUGGCAGUACACUUUAGGAAUUAUCACGGCGAAGAGAACUACAAUUGUGUGCAAUGCUCGCAGAAUUUUAAAUCCUUGGUCACGUUACGCCGCCACCAAAAUGACAUACAUUUUAGGCAGUGCAAAAUUUGUGGUAGUCGCUUCGAAUCCGUUGCGGUUUUGCGUAAGCACGAGGUAUCCGAACAUCCUGACGACGGCAAUUACAAAUGUCGGUAUUGCUGCAAGGAACUACACAGUGCGCCGGGUCUGAGGUUGCAUUACGGGAAAUGUAAGGUUCGAGCCAUCGCCUCAAUCGACCCUAAAUGUCCGUUAAUAUCCGGAGAAAUUCGCAGGCGUAAACUGAAAAACAAUUUGAAAGCAAUAAGGAAUAAUAUUCAAUGCGUCUUAAACAUGUCCACUGCGAUACCUUUUAAGUACUUCGCCAAGUAUUCAUGUUUUUAUUGUACACUAAAGUUUGUUGAGUUUGAAGAUCUGCGACAGCAUACCAUGUUAGAACAUCCUGUAUGUGACGUUAAAGAGAAAUACAUGAGGCAGUGUAAGGGUGAUAGGGUUUGCGUUAAAAUUGAUAUAUCUUCUCUCAAAUGUAAGCUGUGCUGUAUGCCAAUGGGGGACCUUGAUUUGCUGAUCGAUCACUUAAUAUCGGAACACAAAGCUGGUUAUGAUAAGUCAAUAAAAGGUUGUCUCGAUCCUUAUCGCAUAAUCAAAGAUAGCAUUCCUUGUCCUCUAUGCGAAACCGUUUUUCGUUACUUCAGCACCCUGCAGCGUCAUAUCAACUCCGAUCAUAGCAACAACAACGCGAUCUGCGAUUUCUGCGGGAAGAGCUUCAACAAGCUCAGUAAUUUGGUCGUGCACAUUGGGCUCGCGCACAUGGGUGCGACCCAGUGUGGAAUCUGCGGCGCGAACUUCAAGAACAACUGGUGCUUAUCCCGACAUAGGGCGAAACAUCACGGCGUCAAAGAUUACAAGUGCACGAAAUGCCCCGAGCUUUUCAUAUCUUCGUAUCAAAUGCAGAAGCACCUAAUUAAAGUGCACAACGAGGGACACAAAUGCGUUCAUUGCGGUAGGCUGUUUACGAGGAAUUCUUUCAUGAAAGACCACAUCAGAAGAACGCAUUUGAAAGAGAAAAAUAUCGCAUGCGCAGUGUGCAAUGAAAAGUUUUUCGAUAACUAUCUGCUGAGGCUGCACAUGGUAAAGCAUGACGGGGAAAGGAAGUUUACUUGUGAGGUCUGCGGCAAGGCGUUCCUGAGGAGAAGUGCCAGAUUCAGUACAGUCGAAGACAAACAUAAGAGAAUGGAACUGGCACGUAAACUGUUCAUAAAACGGAGGAACGUGGAAUACGUGUUGCAAUACAGCAACGCUACGCCCUUCAUGUGGCACAAGGGCAAAUACAAAUGCUUCUUUUGCAACGAAACUAUGAAAGAUCCGACCGUGUUGCGUGAUCACACAGCCUCGGCACAUCAGUUUGCCAAUUUAGAGCUGGUCGUUUACGAUCGCACGAAAAAUAAUAGGAAUAGGGAUGCCGCUAUCAAGAUUGACGUAACCGAUAUCGCUUGCAAGCUCUGCACUCAAACGGUAAAUAACUUGGAAGAGCUGAUACACCAUCUGAUUAUAGCUCACGAUGCCGAAUACGAUAUGAGCGUACCCAACUGUUUGUUGCCCUUCAAAUUGGACAAGGAUCAGCCCACGUGUCCGACUUGCGAUAUGAAAUUCGUUUUCUUCGAAUAUUUGUUACGUCACGCAAAUAAGCAUCAUCUCUCGCACCAUUAUAUCUGUGACGUUUGCGGCACGAGUUUCCAAGGGGAGAAUCAUUUGAAAAUGCAUUAUAGGUACUAUCAUAGAGAAGGCGGAUACACCUGUGAGUACUGCGGUAUUAGUCUGGCGACGUUGUCCAAGAAAAUUCUACACGAAAAAAAUGUUCAUUUGGUUAACUUAUUGACGUGCCCGCACUGUCCCGAAACGUUUAAAAGUCCAUAUUUAAAGAAGUUACAUUUGGCGAAUGUUCACGGCGUCGAAGAGCUUAAAAUUAAGUGUCCUUACUGUCCCAAAGUAUAUCCCCAAGAGAGCAUAAUGUCGCGGCAUAUGAGGCGAGUACAUCUAAGGGAAAAGAACGUUGAAUGCGAGAUAUGCGGAGACAGAUUUUUCGGGCCAUAUGACGUAAAACUUCACAUGGUCAAACACAACGGCGAAAAGAAGUUUGUUUGCACGGUGUGCGGAAAGAAAUUCUCAAAAAAGAGUAACUUGAAUUCUCAUUCGGUUCUACAUACUGGCCAGAAGCUGUAUAUAUGUAGUUUCUGUAAUAAAGCGUUCACGCAUCACACAAACAUGAAGAUGCACAUAAGGAAUAGACACGAGUCGUACGUUGUUGAUUCGCAUCAGGUUGAAGAUAUUGGUCUCGAUAACCCUGAGAUAUUGCAGAUGGAAAUAAUACAGAACGACACUGACGAAGGGAUAGUGGCCGAAGAGAUAAUUUUCGCGUGAUUUGCCGGCCUGGAUUUAGUGAAUGGAUAUUAUCAAAUAUCAAUACUUAUUUUCCCGGGGUUAUGGUACUGUUUAUCGUGAUGACGUUGUUGUUUUUUUCGGAAAUUAAUUAGGUUAAAAUGUUAACUGUUGAGGUAAAUAUAAUUUUGGAUAGGAGUUUUUCGUAAGAGCUCAAUAUCGACGAAAGCAUUUCGCUUUUCUGUAGGUCUGUGUUAGACAAAAUGUACACACGUAUUAGAAGUCUGAUGGAUCAAUAUAAAUAAAUGUUAACUUAUUUAAAAUUAGAUACAUUUAAAAUUAAAUUAAUGUAAUCAAUACUGUAUAUACUGUUAUUACUGUGUAUUACACUGUCUAAAAUUUC
Messenger RNA from Bombyx mori (domestic silkworm), 7674 nucleotides. RefSeq lists its product as uncharacterized. NCBI's taxonomy places the organism in Eukaryota, Metazoa, Arthropoda, Insecta, Lepidoptera, Bombycidae. Gene Ontology annotation, biological process: regulation of transcription by RNA polymerase II. The transcript is spliced from 8 exons. Gene Ontology annotation, cellular component: nucleus. The coding region runs from base 138 to 7313 and encodes 2391 amino acids. Gene Ontology annotation, molecular function: zinc ion binding; RNA polymerase II cis-regulatory region sequence-specific DNA binding; DNA-binding transcription activator activity, RNA polymerase II-specific. The record is from RefSeq and is a predicted model, not a curated record.